AUGCCAGGGAAAAAUCAUAAACAUGGUAGCGACGAUAGCAAUGCAAAAGGGCUACAAACAGAAAUUAAUCCUUUAUUACUGUCAGAUAAUUUAAACUUAGUAAAACAACAAUUUAAAAAUUCAAAUCAAAAUCCUUACUUACAAGAUAGCUCAUCUAAGUUUGUUGAUUAUAAAUUACAAAGGAGGUUUGAUAGAGGUCUAAAAUUUUUCAAAAAGGGAGAGAAACUUAAUGAGAUUGCAAAGAAAAGGAAGAUAAUUCAUGAUUCUAUAGAAAAAAAUAAGUUAGAACUACAAUUGCAAAAUGAAUUAGAGAGAAAAAGAUUAAAUGACCUGAGGACUAAAAUUGAAAACGCUGAAUUACCUGAUCAAACUAAAAAUGAAGAGAAAUAUUUAAAAUCAAUAGAAACAAUACCUAAAGUGGAAUGGUGGGAUGAGCCAUAUCUAAAUGAAACAUCUAAUUCCGAUACUCUUACUUUGGUAGAUAAAUAUAGAAAUGACUAUUCUAAUUUAAACGAAGACGAUGAUAGUGAUGAAGAUGAUGAAGAUGGUUUACAUCCUUCUCUAAGAUUUAUUCAGCAUCCUGUUCCAAUAGCGGCAAAAGCCAACUCAACUAGCGAAUCAUCAGUCGUGAUACCAAAAUUAUAUUUAACAAAAUUAGAAACCAAAAAAUUACGUAGAAAUAAUAGAAAACUCAUAAGAGAAGAGAAGGAGAGUCGAAUAAAGUCUGGAUUAGAUCCCAAGCCAGAUCCAAAAGUAAAAUUAUCAAAUAUGAUGGCAGUCUUUGAAAAUAAUCAAAAUAUCACUGACCCAACUGCUUGGGAAAAUACGGUUAAGACUCAAAUUAAUGAUAGAAAACAGAAACACUUACAAGAGAAUGAAAAGAGGCAUUUAGAGGCAGUAGAAAGGCGGAAAGCCAACGCUCUUCAGAAUAGUAUGGAUAUCAGCUCUUACUAUUGUAAGGUAUUCUAUUUCAAAAACUUACAGAACCCAAAAAUCCGUUACAAAAUCAAUACAAACUCUAAACAAUUAGCUUUGAAAGGUACCUGUCUACGAAUUGGUCAAGAUGGUCCUGGAGUUAUCAUAUCAAUUGGCAAAGAAAAGAGUUGUAAUAAAUUCGAGAAAUUAUUAACGAAUAGAAUACAAUGGAAUGAACCUUUCAAAGAUAGGGACAAUGACAAUAAAAUAAUUACACCUACUGAUAAUAUUUGCAUAAAAACUUGGGAGGGAAUCUUAGAGGAAUCAAAAUUUAACGGCUGGUUUAUGACAGUUUGUGAUUCGAGAGAGCAUCUUAUUUCAAUUCUUUCUCGAUCCAAUGCUGAGUCCUUUCUGGAUACACCGGGCAUGGAACUCUAA
Henningerozyma blattae CBS 6284 is the source of this 1353-nucleotide messenger RNA. It is a transcript of the gene PRP3, whose product is annotated as U4/U6-U5 snRNP complex subunit PRP3. The record is from RefSeq and is a predicted model, not a curated record. The transcript has a single exon. Gene Ontology annotation, biological process: mRNA splicing, via spliceosome. Bases 1 to 1353 code for a protein of 450 amino acids. Lineage: Eukaryota; Fungi; Ascomycota; Saccharomycetes; Saccharomycetales; Saccharomycetaceae. Gene Ontology annotation, cellular component: U4/U6 x U5 tri-snRNP complex.